Anguilla anguilla (European eel) is the source of this 7098-nucleotide messenger RNA. It is a transcript of the gene ccdc50, whose product is annotated as coiled-coil domain containing 50. The transcript is spliced from 12 exons. Lineage: Eukaryota; Metazoa; Chordata; Actinopteri; Anguilliformes; Anguillidae. Gene Ontology annotation, cellular component: cytoplasm. The record is from RefSeq and is a predicted model, not a curated record. The coding region runs from base 252 to 2618 and encodes 788 amino acids. Gene Ontology annotation, molecular function: ubiquitin protein ligase binding.
CUGAUUGUUUCAUUGCAUCAAAUUCGCAUCUGCAGAAGAGCGAGAGGGAGGUCCUACUCCUGAGUGAAAAAUUUUGUGUCUGCCAGCCAGUAAGGCGGUCACAAAAAACUAAUCAAAGGCACAUACGGGCUCAAAACAUUCUUCGGGUACCUACCAGAAAGCUAUCAAUCAGUCUCAGAUAACCUUCGGAAAAUCGAGUUGUAACGUAAUUCACAUAAUUCAACACUAACCGCGAUUGAAAUAUCACCAACAUGGCUGAUUUUAGUAUUGAUCAGAACAAAUUACCUGGAGUAAAAGAAGUGUGUCGGGACUUUGCGGUGCUGGAGGACCACACGCUGGCCCACAGCCUCCAGGAGCAGGAAAUUGAAAGUCACUUGGCGUCCAACAUUCACAAGAGUCGUCUGGUCCAGCAGGAUCUGCAGGUCGCCAAACGGCUGCAGGAAGAGGAGGACCUUCGGGCCAAGGCCCGCAUUCAGAGAAAGCACAAGGACAUAGAGCGGAGCGACAAUGAGAUUGCGCAGGAGAUUCAGGAGCAGCUGGUCCGGCAGGCCGAGCAGCAGCGACAGCAGGAGGAGCAUGACGAGGCCAUCGCACGCAAGCUGCAGGAGAAAGAGAUGAAGGAGGAGAGGAGGAGGCAGAAACAGCUGGAGGCCAGCAUUGAGGAGGACUUCUACGACGAUAAAGGAGCCUUCCGACCCCCACUGGACCCCAGCAGAUACUCAGAGGGUGAGCCUCCACCAUCCAGGCAGGACAGGGUGCCUCAACACAGUUCUGCAGACUCCAGUCAGUCUGAACGCUACCCUUCUGACUCCAGCAAAGACCGCUGCCAAUCAGACCCCACCAAAGACCGCUAUCCUUCAGACUCCAGCAAAGACCGCUAUCCUGAACGCUACCCAUCAGACCCCAGCAAAGACCGCUAUCCUUUAGACUCCGGCAAAGACCGCUAUCCUGAACGCUACCCAUCAGACCCCAGCAAAGACCGCUAUCCUUCAGACUCCAGCAAAGACACAUACCCUCAACGCUACCCCUCAGAUUCUACCAGGGAUAAAUACCCUGAACACUACCCCAUAGACUCCAGCAAGGGCAGAUACCCUGAACACUACCCCACAGACUCCAGCAGGGGCCAAUACCCCAUAUAUGACACCCCUAAAACAAGGCAGGAUAAAUACCCUGAUCACGGCAAACAUCCCGAAUAUUACUCCUCAAACCCCAGGGAGGGAAGAUAUCACAAAGACGAGGCUCCAGAGCACAGGAAGGGUGAUGCUAGCCAGGAUUUGCUAGCAGAGGCUAGCGGAGGCUCUGACUUCCUUCCGGAGAGACAGGAACUGCGCAAGGAGCUCGAUCCACCUGAUCCUGAAAGAGUGGUGCGCAGGAAGGAGAGACCCCCUGAGCACCAGAAGCACGCCCAGGAAAAAGAAAUUGACAGGGAGAGGGAGAGGGCAAGAGAGCACCGGCAGAAGGAGAUUGAGAGAGACUGGGAGAGGGAGAAAGAAUUGGAAUGGGCCGGGGAGAGAAAUGUGGAAAGAGAAAAGGAGAGGAUGAGAGACCGAGACAAAGGUAGAAAUGGGUACAGGGACAAGAGCCGAGAUCGGCAUAUAGAUAGAGACAAGAGCCGAGAUCGACAUAUAGAUAGAGACAAGAGCAGAGAUCGACAUAUAGAUAGAGACAAGAGCAGAGAUCGACAAAUGGAUGGGGACAAGAGCAGAGACAGGCCCAGACACAGAGACUGGGAAGGUACUCGAGAGAGGCACCCACACAAAGAAUGGGACGAUAGCAGGGAGAGACACCGGCUCAGAGACAGGGACGGUAGCCAAGAAAGACGCAGGGACAGGGACCGGGACAAUAGACAUAGAGACCCGGACGCCAGCAGGGACAGACGCAGAGACAGGGACAAGAGCAGAGACCGAGGCCUGGAUGACUCGACGCCCAACCAACGCAGGGCAUGGUCAGGGGAAGAGUGGGAAGAGUCGGUGGGCAGGCAGAGGGUUCAGUCAGGGCCCGACGAGGUGUUCGAGGAUCACAGCGCCCGGACACACAGGAGGGGGGAGAAGCGGGAGCCGCGGGACCCCCGCAAGGAGGUCCCAGGAGCGCGCUCCCACUCCAGGGAGCGAGGGAGGAAGUUGCGAGGCGAGUUUGGGUUGAGGGAGGCCACCCAGGGCAUCUCUCGUCUGGAUCUGCGGGAGCAGGAACUCAAGGAUAUGGAGGUGGCCAGAAGGCUGCAGGAACAGGAGCUGAAGGAAAGUCAAAUGGACAAAAGAGCUGCUCAGGUUGCACAAGAUGAGGAAAUUGCCCGGCUAUUGAUGAUGGAGGAGGAGAAAAAGAUGUACAAGAAGUCCAGAGACCGGGAGAAGCCCUGCGUGGAAAGGAGAAAGCAGGAGGGCGACUGGAAGCCACCUCCAGAGGAAGUAGUGCAACCCAGGACACAGGAGGACUACGAAUACCAGAGACCUCGGAACCACAAACCUGCCAGGCCGACGCCUCGCUCGCACGACUACGAGAAUGUGGACUCCAGCUACGCGUACCCUGCCUCCCCCUACGAUGCCCGCCCCUCCUCCAGACCUGAAACUGCAUAUAAAGGUAAAGGGAAACCAGCUGAACUGAAAAGGCAAUCAGACUGAAGCUCUGGUCCCUCUCUCCCAGGUUCCUACUACAGGCAGUGACCCAGGCUCCCAGCCAACCUUUCUCCAUCGCUCUUUUUUUAUUUAUUUUGUUUUUAUUUCCUUUUACUCGUCAUCGCAAGCUGUUUACAGAUGAUCGUCGGGGCAGUUCUGAGAAGGCAGUGGAAUUUCCCUACGUGCUUUGCGGCACGCCCGCUGAGGACAAAGAGGAGUUCUGAGAAGCGUGCAGCGACAGCCGAACCCCGCCCCGUCUUCUUUCGGCUCUGUGAUUGGCUCCACCCCAGGAACAACAAAAGGAAGGGAGUCCCCUGUUGAUGCCGGCACGCUGAGGAAAGGCGGGCUUUUUGUUACCUUUGCCCCGCUUUUCGGUUGUGGAGGCGUUCUCUGGCAGUGGGUGGAGUCGCCUCUGUUUCUCGGUUCGUGCGGGCUGGACGUUUGCCGACUCGAUGUCAGGCGUAGCUAUGUGUACUUCCUGAUGCCCCCUCCAUCCCCCGUGGAGCCAUGCAACACCGGUCAGCUCCACCGACUUUUAAAAGACGACGGUACCUUAGUUCCGCCAUCGCCGUACUGCCUACCCUUCUUUCCUUUGAAGGGAAACUUUUCAUUGUUUUAUCUCAGAAAAAAAAUAAUAUAUAUAUACAGUUGCAGGAAGCUUGAUGUUUCUAAUCACGUAUCUAUUGCACACCAUAGUGCUCCAUGUAACAGGUUUAAGAAGACCGUGAUGUCACAGGUAGACUGUUCCAUUUUUCAUUUUUAGGGGAUCACCCUAUGUCCUUAGCGGGCAAGGAAUGGACUCAUCUCCACGUCGCUGUUACACCAUUCCUUUGCGAGUUAAGAUCAUACAAGGACACCAGUUUCAGUGCAUACGGUCGCAUCAUGGAGCACUUUUAUUUUAACGUUUCUUUUUUUGUCAUUUCACUGUUUGACCGAGGGGGUCACAAGACAGGAGAACUGGAGAACUGAACAAUUAGCAGUUGGCCUGGCAUUGUUGAAAUGCACAAAUUGACUCAGAAACCACGUGCAUUCUCUCUGCAUUGCUGUCCUAUGUAUGUUACAGGCUAAAAUAACUUGAAUGGCAGGUAUAGUGCUGAAAAAGAAACCUUUUAAGGGAGCUCUACCCGACCAUAUCCCUGUUUGAAAUAUAGACCGGGGUGAUCUACUCAAGAGGCUUGAAAGGGUGCUAAAGCCAUUUGGUUUUUUUGAAGAAAAUAUAGAAAUUUUAUCUUGAUGAGUACGAAGUUGGCCAAGAUAUUGCAGAUGACAUAACUGGAGCUAAGGCAGCUCUGAGCUGCUACUGGAAAUAGUAUAUGACAUGAAGAAUGUUCCAGAACAUCAAGAUAUUAUCAAUGAUAUACUAUCCAUGUUAGUUCAGAGGGGGACUUCGGACCCAGUCCAACUGCAGCAUUAUUCUCGGCCACUGAAGUUAUGUUUCAUACACGACAAAAUAUCCGAAAUGCCCCUUUACGCCUCCGCUUGAAAAUGAAUCCAUGUGACCUACUGUGAAAAAUGUCAAUCUGUAUAAAGCAUGAAGUUGUACAUAUGUUCAUAAAUCAUGUCAUUGGGACACCAGUAGCACUCCAAUCAAGACUGUACAGCAGUGAGACCGAAUUUGUUAACUAAGAACUCCAAGCAGACCUAUGAGGGGACCCACAGCAAGCCAAAGCCCAUUUCCUUCUCCAUUCCUUAGACUGGCAUUAUCAAUGGAGGAAACUUGGGAGCAGUCACACCUAUUGAGUAUAUAUAUUUUUUACUGUUUUAUUGUGCUUUUUUUGUUCAUUCUGUAAAGAUAUUUUACCAUGGUAUUCCCAGCUCUGUAUAAAACAUGUUCCAGUACUUUAAAUAUCUCAUUCCCAUAUAAAUGUCUGAAAAGAUGGCCAAGAUAAAAACAAACCAUUCUGUACAAAUGCCUAAGUAAAUACAGGGUGACAUUUGCCUUUUUGUGUCUAGUAUUAUAUAACCGUAUCAUUCAAGUGAGUGAAAAUUGAAAAUGACUUGCUUAUCUCCUCUCAGUUAAUGAUUGUCAUGUAGCUGUGCUUAUAAUACAAAGGUCUGUUUUUGUGUAAAACAGCUCAUGGUCAGUAUAGCAUAGUUAAUUCCACAAGGUGGUGACAAAAGGCUGUAAUACUUGCUGAUGGAGGAGGGACCCAUUUAAAAUGGCCACUGACAAUUUCUGACUGUUUCAGUUACAAACACACAUUGUCAAGUAAAAUUGUAGCCUGUGUAUGCCAUCAAAUACUGUAACUAACAUCUUGAGUUCUUCCUUCCAUAAUCAAUUUGGAUCAGGUGUUUGUUGAGUUUGGUUAGGUCUUGAGCCCACUUGCACCCUUUCAGAUACACAUAGGCUUAUUAAUCGAAGGAUAUAUCAUAUUGUUUGUGCCAAAUGAAUCCCAUUCAGUAUUAUUUGGAUGAAAACGUACAAUUCAGUGGUUUUAAAUUGGGAAAAAUGACGAAACGGUGCAUUUGCUGGAAGGUGAUAUUCCUUCAAGUACUUUUUAUGGCGCCAUCUGGUGGGCAUAUUGAUGUCCUCCCUCUUUACAAAAUGUAUGGGAAUUGGGAAUGUAAAACUAUAAUCUAUUAUGACACCCAGUUAAAAUCAUUUCUUCAGUGCAACAAAAUUGUGGAAACAAAAAUCUGGAUAUUGUUGCCUGAAAAAAGAACUACACUGACGUGACAAUGAGCUCUAUACUUGGUAAAAAGUAUCCCUUCAUCCCACAUAUUCUUGCAUUUAUCAAAUCCUCUCACAGGAAGCACAAACAGGAUUUUAACAGAGUAUUAAAAUGUUCUUUAUUGAAAUUAGUCGGAAGGCAACAUUUACAGAAGGGAGAAAAUCAAUAUAACAAAGCUGUACUUGAAGCUCUUGGUUGUAAGCAGCACAAUGAAAUUAAACCGAACUCCAGAACUGAAAGAUAUCACAGUCACAUGUCAUCAGCCCUUGACAAUGAGUACAGUAAAUGCAAUCAUAUUUCAGAAUAUGAAAUUGUUAUAUUACAACAGCAAUUUCAGCACAAUUUGUAUUGAUGACCUGGCAGUUUUUAUUUUCAGAGAUCUGUGCACCAAUAAAUAAAUAACUUCUCAUCAGUGAUCAGACAAAACUGAAAUUUUGGUAUUUCUGAUAUUCCAAUUGAACUGGUAGAGUCUAGUGUCCUCUGAAAUGUUGGAUUCUAUGGUGGUUAAUUAUCACUGAAUGAUAAUGGGAAAGGGUAAUUUUCUCAUUUAGUGUAUACAUGCUACUUUUCCGCAUUCAGCUGUGGUUACCCACAGUAUUUUAGAAGUAUUUAAGAUUUAAGUAAGAUUUAAGACUAAUCUCAGUGUACUGUUGCACUUAAGUCAGGUUCUGCAAAUUUAACAUAAGUGCCACUGUAAAUAUCAUACAAUGGAUCACACACAAAAAAAACACAACCCAAUUCCAUUUAGUGAACUGAGAUGAAUUUAAGCUAUAAUUUUAAUGAGCUCCAUAUUCAGGCAGAGAAUUCUCCUUUUAUUCUUUAAUUUUCAAUGAAGUCUUCAAAUGGCUGCGGUCAGUCACCUGAAAAGAAGCAUUCCAACAGAUUUGUAGGCGAAGCUCAGGUUUUGGCUUGGGGAAGAGGGGAUUUACAGCUGUGUAUUGGUUCCUGCUUAGAGCUCAGGAGCCAAUGAGCAGUGUUGUCAUGCACACCGCUCGCUCUGAUACUUUUCCAUGUGCUUUCUCUCUCCUGCCCUGGCCACUGUUAGUACUGUACUGUUAGCCUACAGCUUCAUUACACAUCAUUCUACUGCUGUGAUGUACAAUUCGGGGCAUCAGUUUCCCCAAUCAAAAUAGGUGCAGUUUAAUAUUAUGUUGCCUGUAGCAUUUUUAUUAAAAUGUCAUUUCAUACUUUUAACCAUGUGAUGUGUAUGGCUUUAAUUAUCUCUGAUGAAUUGCGUGUCUGGCAGAAAAAUUGUGUGGAAAAAUGCCUUUCCGUUACAAUUGGGUGGCUUCCAUUGUGUUGAAAGGAGCCACAUUUAAAUGUGAAACUGCUCUGAACAUGUAUAUGAGCAGUAUUGUACGUAGGCACAUGCGUUUGCACAAGCACAAAUUACUGCGUUGCUGAGAUAUUGAUUCUGCUGGUGUUUUUCAAAGGGCACAUAGAAUAUGCCACUAAUACCAAUUAAAUGUGUUUCUUGUUCAUUCCGUUCAAUCAAUGUCCAUUGUUCAAUUCUCUGCCAUUAACUGUGCUGUUGCCACGACCACCCUUCGACCGUGCGAACACUCAAAAGUGACCACGGUUUUGUUUCUAAAUCCCUGUGGUAUGAAUAAUUCAAUAAGUCUGUGUCUGCUGUGCCUGGGAAAGUAAUUUAUGUUCUAUUCUUAUUAUUGACCAAUUGUAAUUUUUACAGAACUGGCGGUCCCUUUAUAUUUUUAAUGUUGAUUUGCUAUGGUGUAAAGAGUAUUUGUUAAAGAAGACUGUGUUGUUAUGUAUUGGCUGCUUAGAGCAAUAAAGUCAUGCUGCUUAGCGGAUAA